CUCUUCUUCCUAGAUUCCGUCUCCAAUCUGUGUUUAAAAGAUCUAAGUAAGACAGUGAUAGCAGAACUAGUAUGCAGACUUCUCGCGGACCCCAAUGCUCUGCAGCGAUUUUAUCAGUCUUUUGGGCUUGAUCGUGAGAAACUGCGCCCCUAUAUGCUGCAUGAUAUAGCCGAAUUCUUUCCUGACACUCCAGUCAAGCUGUUAAAAGACGUUUUUCGGGAGUUCCAGUUGUAUGACCUCGCAGAAAUGCUGGAGAAAGUAAAAUCGCGCGCACUUCGCCUUUCUCUUCCCCUGAAAGAAAUGAAGAAAAACGCCAGUGAACGUCCUUCAAAGGUUUACAGUAAAGUAGAAGUAUUAAUGAUCGAGUACUCUGACUGGACUGCUGUUGAAGACGCUUAUCCUGAUGUUGAGAGAAUUGGAUGUUUUUUCCUAGCUCUAAAUUCACAGAACCAAAUAACUAAAUUAACAGUGAAGGUUGCAGGACAAACGGAGGAGCUGAUAGCGUUGAGGGAAAGUAAGGAGACGGAAGACAACCUUGACUUAGUGGCAAAGGCUACGGAAGCAUUUCUCAAAAAGCAUCUCGAAGAAGAGAUACCAAGGGGUGAUUAUAACGUCAGAACCGGCGCCAAGAGAAGUGCCAAGAAAAGUUCUUCCGAUCGUCGUCUUACGGAAGAGGAACGGAGCGUGUUUCAAGAGGGAGGACCGGCGGUGAAAAAUCUCGAAAAGAUGAUAGAGGAAAGAGAGCAAAGAAAAUUGGAAAUAGAAAAAAUCGUGAAGGAGAUACAACAGAAGGAGGAAGAAGUAAAAAGACAUCAUCAGAGAGAAAAAGAAAAAUUCCUACUGGCCGUCUCAACCGUCAUGGACAAAUGGAAUCACCAAGCGAAAGAUGAAGGUUUGUUGAAUUGUUACGUUUAUUUACUAGCUCAGUCAUUACAUGUAAUAUUACGAUGGUGGUUUGUAGAAGGAGGAUAUUGUGAGUCUCCUUCUUAAAAGAAAUAGUGGUUUCAGUCGUUCAUAUUUUGAAACAUACUCCUCAACACCAUUCCUUCCCUUCCCCACCGUUUCUCAUAUCUAUCCCUUAGGGGGGGUACUUCCUAGUAGGAGGCUAAUGGGGAUGUGCCGCUGGGUGGGAUCGCAUUUUCACAGCAGGAUUGACUAUAAUGUGGUUGCAUUUUUAUUAGAGUUACUAGAAUGGGAACGCACAUUUUCGGGAUUUGGGAGAUAGGAAAAUUCAGGUAGGUACAGAUCUAAAAAUGGGUCAUUUCAGGAUGACCUAGUUAAAAGGCUUUAUAAGGUAAAUGCAUAAACAGAAAGUUACUAAGGUGGAAUCACGAAAAUUAAAUUUUCCCAAAAGGGACUCAGAUAGGGUCUAUAGUUGGCUGCAGAAUAGACUUUAACGGGGUAGGGGCUCUGAGAGGCCAGCGGCACAAACCCAGCAAAUAUUAACCGAAGUAACCCCGCUGGGUAUUUAUCACUUACUACAUUAACAUUUUACUCAUGGAAACUGAGCAAGGCAUUAGACGACUUAAAAAGAGAUUGGCCAACGGCCCCACUAUCAGCUUUUUGUUUCAGGCAUUCUUACUUCAAAAAAUUUAAUCGCCGAUUAUUUCUGAAGUUCCUUCGCGACAUCCCUACAGUCUGAGACCCUGGCACAGGCUAAAUUUCUGAGGUCAAGAAAGAAAUUCUGAUCAUAACUAUCUUGCUGUCGAAUGCGUUAAAUGAUAAUUAAGCAUUUUAAACUCAUAGUCUGUGAUUCUCGAGGUAUCAUCGCUGUCGGCUAUUAUAAAGACGCCUUAGCACGACUAUCUUGACUACCCUCUACAUCCAUCUCGACGCCAACCCUUCAAACGAGCCCCUGUGACCUGGUGCGCCAAAAAUUAAAUAAGCCCCCAACCUUAUUAAAUCCUUGUAAAACCCACAAACAUGAGAUGCAGUGUUUCAUCACCAGAUGAAACACCGAGAAGAGAUUUGAAAAUACGACGCGCAGUGAACUUCGAGGUGUUUCAUCUGGUGAUGAAACACUGUGUCGAAUGUUUGAUAUUUCUUCUCAAACAAAAUCAUUUUUGAAGGAGAAAUUAAGGAUGCAAAAAUGAGCAGUUUUUCAUCUGAUAUCCAAACACUCCUUAAACAUUAAUUUCCUUUGAAUUUUCUUUAUGAAUUAUUAAUGAGUUUGAGAAGUAAAAAUGAUAAGGCUGAUAGAGCGUAAGGAGAAAGUGUAACAAACUAGUGCAUCUGUGUAUCGACACCGUCGUUCAGCUUCAAGGUGUACAUAAUCUAUUACUAGACUCUAGUAACACGGAAAAAAUACUAGCUUUCAAAAGGUGACACAAAAAUUCGAAAGCAGAAAAUCGGAAGAAGGACGGGUUCAUCAUUCAUUCUUUUUUUUUCCUUCUUAGACAGGGAAUCAACCCUUUUUGUUGUACUUCAACUGAUGAAUUUCACAGCCUGGAGCCAUGAAGUAAUGGAAUUUGUAAAGUCGACACGAGGAUGUUUGAUGGAAAAAUUGGCACUCAUUCCAACCACGAAGCUGAUCGUGGAAGAUUUCCUUGAAGUAGAUACAAAUAUUCCCCCGGAAACUCUUGCAGUACGUUUUUCUUGGGGAGAUAAGAAAGCUUUAGCUAUAAUACAAGAUCUCUUGAACAAACGCUGGAUGACAUUAGACCUCCUUUCAAUUUUGCAGGAAUCACAAAGGACUUUACCAUUAAUGCAAAUUUCAUUUCUAAAAAUGAAUUUUAUCUCGGUAAUGCCCAGUUUUAUCGUUACUCAUUUCAUAUAUACGAAAAUUUGUCUUGCCUCCCAAGACUUUGUAAGGAUGAACAAAAGUCAGAGGCAAGUGAUUUAUAAAUGA
Molecule: messenger RNA, 2848 nt
Organism: Porites lobata
Lineage: Eukaryota; Metazoa; Cnidaria; Anthozoa; Scleractinia; Poritidae
Source: the annotation of a GenBank genome assembly